CCUGUCUAAUACCAGGUAGCAAUUCGAAAUUUCGAAUCCUUAUAGGCAACUUUCUCGAUUUCAAUCAUCAGCUCUAGAGCUUAAUACAGUCGAAAAUGGCUCCUUCAGUCACCGAGGCAGUAUCAGAAACUGCAGAUCAGAUUCACCAGGAGGCUACAUCCGUGUCUCUGGGCUCAAAAGGCCACAGCGAGGUGAAGGUCGAAGAUGGACCAGCACCACCGGUUCAAGCGCCCCAGCAUAAGGAGCCUCUGAAGCUCAGUGGUGCACUCAAUCACUUUGAAAGCUUUGAUGUUACCCCAACGAUUGGCAGGGAGUUUGUCGGCGUUAAUCUCGCAGAUUGGCUUAAGGCGCCCAACUCUGACGAGCUUCUUCGAGACUUGGCCAUUACAAUCUCCCAACGCGGCGUCGUGUUCUUCCGCAAACAAGACGACAUCACCAACGAUCUCCAGAAAGAGCUCGUCCAACGCCUUGGCGAACUAUCAGGCAAACCCUCCACCUCCAAGCUCCACAUCCACCCAGUGUCCAACUCAGGACGCGAACUCGGAGGCAAAGACGACGAGAUCAGCGUCAUCUCCUCUGAGCAAGCUAAAAAAAUCUACCGCGACAAACUGCUCUUCCAAUCCGAGAAAAAGCAAAGCGGAAAGGAGCAAUGGCAUUCCGACAUCACCUUCGAGCCGAUUCCAAGUGAUUAUGCCUUACUGCGCCUGACCCAACUACCUAAAACCGGUGGAGAUACACUCUGGGCUUCCGGCUACGAAGUGUACGACCGCAUCUCCGCGCCCGUGCAAAAGUUCCUCGAAGGCCUAACCGCCACCUAUGCACAACCUCUCUUCAACGAAGCCGCCGACCGCAACGGAUUCAAGAUCUACUCCCAACCACGAGGGGCUCCAGAGAACGUGGGUGAAGUCCUCGAGGCCGUGCAUCCCGUGAUUCGCACCAACCCAGUCACCGGGUGGAAGAGCGUGUUUGCGGUGGGGCACCAUGUCCAGCGAAUCAACGGGCUUACGGAAGGGGAGUCCAGGGCAUUGCUGGAUUGGUUUGUGAGAUUGGUGGUUGAUAACCAUGACCUGCAGGUGAGGCACAGAUGGCAGAAUGCAAAUGAUUUGGCCAUCUGGGAUAAUCGGAGUGUAUACCACGCUGCGACCCCGGAUUAUCUAAAUCAAGGAUUGGGUGAGAGGACUGGGCAGAGAGCUGUAAGUCUGGGCGAGAGACCAUACUUGGAUCCGUUAAGCACAAGCAGGAGGGAGGCCCUUGCGGCGCAAAACACCGCAUGAGCUACUUAAGAAUCUGCCAUUGAAAAAGUUAAUACAUGGGAUUCAUCUU
Molecule: messenger RNA, 1323 nt
Organism: Amorphotheca resinae ATCC 22711
Lineage: Eukaryota; Fungi; Ascomycota; Leotiomycetes; Helotiales; Amorphothecaceae
Exons: 3
Coding region: 96-1274 (392 amino acids)
Cellular component (GO): cytoplasm
Molecular function (GO): 2-oxoglutarate-dependent dioxygenase activity
Source: RefSeq, a predicted model, not a curated record